Molecule: messenger RNA, 477 nt
Organism: Vicia faba (fava bean)
Lineage: Eukaryota; Viridiplantae; Streptophyta; Magnoliopsida; Fabales; Fabaceae
Source: the annotation of a GenBank genome assembly
AUGGUCCAACACGUGCGUACCCUAAGACAACACUCUGAAUUCAGAUUCACCGUCAAUUUCUCCAAAAAACCUUCAUAUGGCCGAAUCAACGAAGAAGAACGAGAAAACCAAAUCUUCAAAACGGCGUACCUUCCAACCAAGUAUCACAAUUCGAGUGCUAUUGUUGCUGGUGGACAUCAAAGAGCGUCAAAAUACUUCAAUAUCGAGCAAAGAACAGUUAUGAUUGGAGCAUCUAAUGUUCCAGCGCGGUGGUUUCUCAUCUCCGGUUUGCCUCCGCUUCUAUUAGCAUAUUUCACGAUUCAGAGUUCUGACCAACUCCUCCGCAAAUUCAAGUCUUCUCUGAUUUCAGGACUCGUCGCAGUUUUGUUCUCACUUCUUAGCUUCAAUCUUAACUCUGUCAACAGAUACGAAUACACACAUAUUCAUAAAGAGUGGCUGAAGGAAAUAAAUUAUUACUCGUCGGAGUUGCUCCGAUGA